CUCGUAAACAUUCAAGAGGAAGAAGAGCAUCACAAAAACACUGAAACGCAUAUUGCGCAUCGUACUGUUUUGAUUUAAUUAACUUCGGUGAAGAUGGCAACCACGAUCAGCACUCAGCGGGGACAGGUGUAUAUCGGAGAGCUUCCGACGGACUUUCUGAGGAUCACCCCGACUGUCCAGCAACAGCAGGUACAGAUGGAUGCUCAUACGGCGCAGCAGCUGCAGUACGGAGGCAGCCUCAACUCCAUGGGCCGGAUCAGCAUCACAGUAGUGCAGGCAAAGUUGGCUAAGAACUACGGCAUGACGCGCAUGGACCCAUACUGUAGAAUUCGGCUCGGCUACACCGUGUAUGAAACACCUACAGCACAUAACGGAGCCAAAAACCCACGCUGGAACAAAGUGAUUCAGUGCCCUUUGCCUCCUGCAGUUGACUCCUUCUACCUGGAAAUCUUUGAUGAGAGGGCAUUUUCCAUGGAUGAUCGCAUCGCUUGGACUCAUGUGACUAUCCCAGAGAGUUUGAGGGAAGGCAGUGUAGUUGAUGAGUGGUACAGCCUGAGUGGAAGACAAGGAGAUGAUAAAGAAGGCAUGAUUAACUUGGUCAUGUCCUACUCUUCAGUGCCAGCAGGAAUGAUCAUGCCAGCUCAGCCUGUGGUCCUGAUGCCUACUGUUUACCAGCAAGGUGUUGGCUAUGUGCCCAUUGCAGGUGUGCCAGGUGUAUAUAACCAGGGUGUGAUGCCAAUGGGGAUGCCCGUCAGUGCUCCUCACACUGCCCCCUACAGUGAGGAGGAUCUGCGUGCCUUGAGUGACAUGUUCCCAAACCUGGAUAAGGAAGUGAUCCGUAGUGUGAUGGAGGCACAGCAGGGGAACAAGGACGCUGCCAUUAACUCACUGUUGCAGAUGGCUGAGGAGGUCUGACUGUGCUGUAAAUGCACCCAAGACACUCAGUGGGUACACGCAAAGGUCCCUAAAACCAUGCAAAAUGACUUUUACCUCUGCCCUGUCCAUCAAGUAAAAAAAACAAAUGCGUGACAUCACUGGAUUUUGUAUUAAAAUAGCAGCACUCGCUGAUGAUAAUCACAUUUCGGGUCCAUUCUAUAAUUUGUGGCUUUAUUGUUCGGUAUUUUUAGCCUUGUCUCCAUUGAGAGCUCUCUCUCGCUGUGUGUGUGUGUGUGUGUGUGUGUGUGUGUGUGUGUGUAUAUAAAAUGGGUUGUAAUAUAUUCUGAAGAUAAUUAAAAUAUUUAGAGCAGGUCUAAUGAUGGCAGAUUUUCAAAUAUCAUCCAGUUGCUAAAUAUUCAACAAUUUUUCACAUAUUUCAGUUAACACCAUUGCAUAUUCUCUACUCCAAUAAUACACUGUAACUCUGAGUCUCUAACUUGCGGCAUAAUAAAGUAAACCAUGCUAAACCUACACUUCACGUUUGUAAGCUGAUUUUUCUGAGUCAUAGUGGGUCGCUGAGAAUCCUCGAGCUUAAUACAGUUACACAUCACUUGGCUCAACGCAGUGCUGCUGUAAACUGAAUAUAUUUGCUAAACCCAAGAUCAUUCUAUGUGGUUUUUAUCAUGCCAGAGUAAUAAAUUUACAAUCGUUUCUAUAUUUGGUAUGAAACUGUUGAGCUGUCAGUGUCCAUUCGAUCUGAAGUCCAAAGUGUGAAUCAAAAAGAAUCAUUCUGGUUACUCAGAGAAAUCGAUUGCCCACAGUUCCUUGCUGUGUUAUGAAUAUGAAAUUAUACCACCUGCAAUGCCAAAGUUUUUAUAUUAAUAAAUUAUUUCUGUUAUGGAUUUUAAAAUAGUCUGACCUUUAAUAUAGUUUAAUGUUAAACUUACGGCUACAUUCAUUUCAGUUUAUUUGCAAACUUGCGAAAGCAUCUUGAUGUGCAAAUGAGAGCAAAACUUUGCAUUCCCUGUGGUUUCUGGGUAAAUAAUAAAAGUAGCUGUAUCUUGGAGAAAAGGGCAGCCAACCCUCUUGGCCUCCAGACAUUUGGCAGGGUUUUACUAGAAAAUGUUAAAAAAAAAUAGAUUAGGUGGUGAGAAUAGAUUGGUGUUUGCUUUGUUAUAUGGGUGUACAAAUUUUUGCAUUUGUGUAUAUUUAUUAAUUUCACAGGCAAUCACAAAGGCACUGGAUGUAAAUAUUAAGGAACACAUUACCCACAAUUCCUUACUCGGUGAAAUUGGAUACAUGCACAGUGCCAAAGGUCUUGUUUAAUUUAGAUUUGUUUUCUUUUGAGUUUAAGACAAACUAAUAUUUGUGAGGUUAGCAUUAUUUCUGUGUUGAUGAUAUACACACUUUUUUUUUUAAUUAUUAUUAUCUCACAGCACAUGUUGCCAUAUUCUUUGAAAGUCUUGAAGUUCUUACGUAAGACUGAGAAAUCAGCUUUAGCAUGUGGCUCUAAAAUUGCUCUAAGCCAUUCUUGACUUCUUUUCCAAAGUGGUGGCCUUAUUAGCCUUACGAAUGUAAAGACGAAUGCAAGUCUUGUCCUUUAAUCUGAAAUGCAUCUCGUAUUCUACAUAUCUGUAUCGCUGAGAUCAACCACUGAUUUCUUAGAGAAAGACUUAAGUCCAGGAUUUUCAAUGAAUCAUUUAAUAUAGACUUGCAUGAAGUUUUUCAAUCAAUAAAAUGCUUAAUGCAGGUUUUUUGUUGUUUUAAAUCAUAAUGUAAGCACUUGCUUUUAACUCUGCAAUUAUAAAGAUAAGUGUUAGUCCCUUCAUGAGGAUUUUAAAUCUACAUUAUGUCCACUUGUGCAAGAGCAGUGAUGUUAAACUCUGGCACUUUCUGAGAUGUAUAAUUUUGUUUGAAGUUGAAGAGUGUACACAAGAAGGACAAUAAAACAAAAAUAUUCUA
Neoarius graeffei (lesser salmon catfish) is the source of this 2838-nucleotide messenger RNA. RefSeq names its product toll interacting protein (gene tollip). Gene Ontology annotation, biological process: ubiquitin-dependent protein catabolic process. Lineage: Eukaryota; Metazoa; Chordata; Actinopteri; Siluriformes; Ariidae. The record is from RefSeq and is a predicted model, not a curated record. Gene Ontology annotation, cellular component: cytoplasm. Gene Ontology annotation, molecular function: ubiquitin binding; ubiquitin conjugating enzyme binding. The transcript has 6 exons. Bases 94 to 915 code for a protein of 273 amino acids.